Molecule: messenger RNA, 3549 nt
Organism: Penicillium macrosclerotiorum
Lineage: Eukaryota; Fungi; Ascomycota; Eurotiomycetes; Eurotiales; Aspergillaceae
Exons: 3
Coding region: 1-3549 (1182 amino acids)
Cellular component (GO): nucleus
Molecular function (GO): ATP hydrolysis activity; DNA binding; ATP binding
Source: RefSeq, a predicted model, not a curated record
AUGGAUACCGUCGUAUCCAAACCACCUACCGCUAUGGGGCAGGGUGAACAGUCCAUAGUUCAUCCUUUCUUCCGACAAGAAUUUGUACCCUCGCCAAAACCUACCUCUUCCCUAGCAAGUACACCUGUGCCGCCUCCCGGAAAUAACGAACCCACGCCGAAUACUCUUCCGUUGGAAAACUCCGUGACAAACUCACACCUCGAAACCGAGACUUCAACACCAUGUGCUUCAGACUCCGCAAUGCCUCGUGUAGCUGUACCGUUAAGUCCGGAUGAAGAUCCCAACGCUGGACGGCGGAAGAGACGCAAGACUGAACGAACCAAACAAUCCGAACACGACCAACCUCUUCAGGCAGGGUUGUCAAGCUGGCUGGGAAUGAAAUCUCUCUCUGAAACAACCUCGAACGCUAUAUCUACAGGCACCAGUACGGGAACUAUGGCUCAUCCAUCUCCAUGCGGGUCCCUCGAAUCACAGAUCAAUGCUGCUGCUCCGACAGAGCAGCCAAAAUUCACGGACCAAAAAGGACAAGAAGACGCGAAUGACAUGCAAAGAAAAAUCCUGAAACUGAAUCCUAACGGGCGAUUGCUCAGUUCCCCGCCAAUCGAUUCCCCGGGCAAUGUUUCCCAAAAUCGAGGAAGCAGCAAGCGAGGCCGCGCCCGCAAGGUUGAAAGCAAAUUGGUCUCUCUCAAGUACAAUCCUAGGUCUGAACGAAAUUUGGGCCAGUUGAUAGAAGACAUACUUGGUAGUAGGAAAAAUGUCAAACCUGCUGCUCCACCACGUCGCCCUGUUCAGGAUGUUGCCACUGAUAAACCGACACAUCCAUUCUUUCUGAAGAAGGUUUCCCAGAAAGAACUUGACAAUGUGACAGCUGGCGACAGCCAAACAGCUCCACCGAUUUUGGAUUCCAAGCGACCUAUGAAACAACCUCAGUCAGGCACCCUGGAAACAAAGCGGGAAAUACAGACAAUUGGACAAUCCUCUAUGUUUGCUCGUCGUACUAACAAAUUCGCGGAACUGAUUGAUCCAUUAUGGCCACCCAAAGAUCUUGUACACAUCAGGUCAAUUGAUUCUCCCAAAACACUUCCCAUCUCCAGUCUCCUCGGCAGCGACCGCAAGAAAUCCAAGACAGCCUCUAUUAUCGUGACAGAUCAGGAAAACAUCCUGCUAACUAGUACCGCUCACGCAAGAAAGACGGCUCAAUUAUCUUUGCAGUUACUUCAUAAUGACAAAACAAGUCUUCGCUUGCCAGGACGACAUACUGCUAGUGGUCGAGUUUUGCAAGCCGCGAUUGACAGUCAAAUGUCCUGGUGUUUGCCCAGUCAUCAACCCUCUAGGACGCCUUCCUGCCCAAUUAUCAAGAGACUCUACUCUACUUUGCUUACAUCUGUUUCAGCGUUUGACUGCGGGAAAUACGAAUCGCAGCUCUGGGUCCAUAAAUAUUCUCCUAAGAUGACGGAAGACGUGCUUCAAGUUGGCCGUGAAAUUCAAGUCCUGAGGGAUUGGCUACAGCAUCUCAAAAUUACCGCAGUCGAUACAGGUAAAUCCAAAGAAGGCGCCAAAUCAAAUACCAAAAACGACAAGAAACGCAAGAAAAAGCGAAAAAACACGGAGAAACUUGAUGGAUUCAUUGUCUCGAGUGAAGAGGAAGCUUCGGAGAUGGACAAUCUAUCUGGAUCAGACGAUGAAUUGGCUGGAGAGGUUACUGUGUCAUCAUCACAAAGGACUGUUGUACGGUCAGGAGACAUUGCCAUGCAUGCUCAUCAAGGAAGUGACAAAGGCCGGAUGACUAACGCUAUACUUCUGAGUGGUCCUCCUGGCUGUGGAAAAACCGCAUCUGUUUAUGCGAUCGCGAAGGAGCUGGAUUUUGAGGUUUUUGAGAUCAAUUCUGGUAGUCGCCGAAGUGCCCGAGACAUGCUUGAGAGGGUUGGAGACAUGACACAGAAUCAUCUGGUUCACCUUCUCAACGAAAACGAUGAUCCAUCUUGCAAGACCCGAGAUCCACCUGCUGUUGACGAUGCCAAGCAAAAUAAGCUAUUCAGCUUCUUUACGGGCCAACCUUCAAAGAAUAUCAAGCCAGAGAAAAAGCUAACGCCAAGCCCCCUACCGGAAACUGAGGCUAAGCGUACUCGCGAGCAAAAACAGUCUCUGAUUCUACUUGAAGAAGUUGAUAUUCUCUUCGAGGAAGACCGACAAUUCUGGACUGGUGUUUUGACACUAAUCAGUCAGUCCAAGCGACCAAUCGUUAUCACUUGCAACGAUGAAAGCCUUGUUCCAAUUCAGGACAUGUCCCUACACGCCAUUUUGCGAUAUCAAAAGCCACCUCCUGACCUUGCUCUCGACUACCUACUUCUUGUUGCUGCAAAUGAAGGCCAUGUGUUGAAGCGAAACGCAGUUAGUAAGCUCUAUAAUGCGUCCGGCAUGGAUAUUCGGCGAUCGCUCAUGGACUUAAAUUUUUGGUGUCAAAUGGCUGUUGGAAGUCAAAAAGCUGGAUUAGACUGGAUCCUUCCCAUUUGGCCGCCUGGAGCAAACGUGGACCAAAAUAGUGAAAGGCUGCGAGUUCUUAGCCUGAAUACCUACGAGUCCUACAUGGGUUGGUUUAACCGUGACACAUUCUUGGACAAGGAGUCGCUGCCAAAAGAAACAGAAGCAUUAGAGAACACUUUUCACUGGUGGAGACUCAGCAUUCAAGACGCAGAGGACGCAGCGGGAGCAAGUGUGGCGGAAUCGCUGCUUCCCGACCAAUACAAUUCGAUGUCGAAACUAGAAAAACUCGACAUACUAAGUCAAGAAGCCGACUAUCUCGAGACGCGGAGUGUACUGGACAUUCUUUGCACCGGAUGUCCGAUGGAAAUGUCUAAGGACAUUGUGGAUCGUUCUGCUCCGCCACUUCCAGAGUCUCACCGGUCUAACUACAUUGACGCCUAUCCUCUUCUGCAAGCUGAUCUGCAACCCGAGUACCCCUUGCUAACCGAGUCCAUUGGCAUCACGUUCGACGCUUUCAUUUCUCGAGUCUUCCGCCCUAGCACGGAAAAUGUGGAAAUCGCUGGUGCUACACGUAUCUUCAAUGGCUGGGCAAAGUCUGCUGCCCGUCGAAACAUUCUCCCAUCUUCCCUACCUGGGUACCGCAAAGUUUUUGAGCCUCUAAUGCGAGCACCAUAUUAUAUGCCUGCCAGCGGUCGGCACGCUCCUUCAUUUGAAAAUAGCCUCGCGCCUAUCACCGAAGACAUUGCCCCGUAUGUUCGAUCCAUCAUGGUAUUUGAUGGUCGCUUAAAACAAUAUCGAGAUGGUCUGUUCGCGAUCUGGUCACAAGAAGAAGGAAUUGGUGGAAAACGCAUGCGGACAACUCGUGCCAGCCGAGCUGCCUUGGAAGGAGGCGAUAAGGCAUCAUCCCGCAGAGAAAGGUGGUUUUCUGAUGAUAUCAAUUACUACUGGGUACAGGGCACUGGGUGCACAGAGUGGCAGCAGGCUCUGUACCAGAUGGGUCAUUUUCAUGUUCAGUCUAUAUUUGAGUCGAAUCUUGAUGGUUCCAACCAGGCUCUGGGGAGAUAG